This is a messenger RNA of Sinocyclocheilus anshuiensis, 2034 nucleotides long. Its product is annotated as KH domain-containing, RNA-binding, signal transduction-associated protein 2. The coding region runs from base 223 to 1281 and encodes 352 amino acids. Gene Ontology annotation, cellular component: nucleus. Lineage: Eukaryota; Metazoa; Chordata; Actinopteri; Cypriniformes; Cyprinidae. The record is from RefSeq and is a predicted model, not a curated record. Gene Ontology annotation, biological process: regulation of alternative mRNA splicing, via spliceosome. Gene Ontology annotation, molecular function: mRNA binding; poly(A) binding. The transcript is spliced from 9 exons.
AGUGAGAGUACAGAUUCGGAGUCUGAGGUGGGAGGUUUUACAUGAGAGACUCGAGGAGAUGGGUACACUGCAUUGAUAUCUUCCACGUUGUGCGCGAAAACCACACGAUCCCUCCCCGAUAUUACGCAGCCUAUUUAAACGCAACAUCCACACACCCAUUCCAUCACUUACCACUUUGGUAGUCUCACCUGCACUCGCGGUGUUCAGGAGAGGAAUCCAGUGAUGGAUCAGGACAAGUACCUGCCAGAGCUCAUUGCCGAGAAGGAGAGCUUGGACCCGUCGUUCGUCCACGCGAUGCGCCUUCUCGCUGAAGAGAUUGAAAAGUUCGAAGGAGACGAUUUGAGAAAAGAUGGCGAGGUGAAGAAAUACUUGGAUAUCAUCAGCAACAAAAACAUCAAACUGUCGGAGCGCGUGCUGAUCCCGGUGCAGCAGUAUCCUAAGUUUAAUUUUGUUGGGAAACUGCUGGGGCCCAGGGGCAAUUCCAUGAAAAGAUUACAAGAGGAAACGGGAGCAAAGAUGUCCAUCCUCGGCAAGGGUUCAAUGAGGGAUAAAGGCAAGGAGGAAGAGCUGAGGAAAAGUGGAGAGGCGAAAUACGCCCAUUUGAGCAACGAUCUUCAUGUUUUAAUUGAAGUUUUCGCACCACCUGGAGAAGCCUAUUCCCGCAUGAGCCAUGCCCUGGAGGAGAUUAAGAAAUUCCUUGUUCCAGAUUACAAUGAUGAGAUCAGGCAGGAGCAACUUCGUGAGCUCUCCUACUUAAAUGGCUCAGAUGACCCAAGCCGAGGAAGAACCGCACAAGGACGAGGCUUACGUCUGACCUCCACAGCCUCCACCCGAGGUCGAGGGGGGGCAGCUCCACCCCCUCCACCUGGACGAGGAGCAGCAGCACCCAGAGGGACUGUGGGAACACGCACCUCCGUCCCAACACCCACACUAGCCAGGGGAGUGUCUGCACCCCGAGCCAGAGGAACUACAGGGACCCCUGGAUACAGAGCCCCGCUACUGCAAGCCACGCACAAAUCAUAUGAUGACUACGGAUACGAUGAUGGUUAUGAUGGGGAAUAUGAUGACCAGAGUUAUGAGGGCUAUGAUGACAACUACAGCAACCAGUGCACAAAGCAGAAAAGUGUCUCAGAAUAUUAUGAAUAUGGACACGGUAAUAAUGAUGAAGCCUACAACAAUUAUGCAGAAGAGGACUGGAUAUCAUCGCGGCCCAACCUCAAAGCUCCAGCAUCAAGACUUACUCGAGGGGGCUACAGAGAUCACCCCUAUGGUAGAUAUUAAAGGUGCUCCAGAUCAUGUGACCUCCAUACAACGUCAACCUUAUUUACUAAAUAAUCUAAAAUGGGAUUGUUAAGUGAUAGGUCAAUCAUGUUUUUAAACUCACAUUAACCUUGGGGAGGGGGGGGGGGAGCAACAUGGUCCCUUUUCUUAUAUGAAACUGUUGACUUCUUUGUAUGAUACCUUAUGAACGUUAAUUCUGGCUAGGAUUUGGCAGUGUACUUUUGUCAUUGAAUGCUCCUUCCUUUAGUUUUCCAUUGUUUGUCCCCCAAAUGUAAAGCAUGGAAUUAGCCACACAUUGCGUUAAGACAAAAAUGUAUGAGGAGAGACUCAUUUUGUACAUAACAUCUUUCGUAAUUCUUGAUUUGAUGAUGGUAAAUACUGAGUUUGUACAUUUAAUUUUGAUAUCAGUAUUGGGUUUGAAAGCAAUUGGCUAUGUAUGUAGCCACAUCCAAGUGCUUUGCUUUGUGUGUAGCUUGUAUUUGUACAUAAAAAUGUAAUAAAAAGGAUGUAAAGCGCCUUGUGCAAGCUUCUCUAAAUAGGUGAUCAUAAUUGUUAAACUUGUGUUGCUAUAAUUUGUUAAUAAAGAUGAGAUCAUUUUUGUAAAAUUAGAUUAGGUACGUACUUGUCUGUAGUACUAAAUGCCUGUAUGACCUGAGGAAAUGGAUAAUAUGUUUUUUUAUAGAUAUCUAUUUAACAAAGAAAAGCCACAAAAAGGAACCGUAGAAACGUUGUCAAGUCAUUUUGUGUAAUAAU